Molecule: messenger RNA, 399 nt
Organism: Cryptomeria japonica (Japanese cedar)
Lineage: Eukaryota; Viridiplantae; Streptophyta; Pinopsida; Cupressales; Cupressaceae
Exons: 2
Coding region: 1-399 (132 amino acids)
Molecular function (GO): nucleic acid binding
Source: RefSeq, a predicted model, not a curated record
AUGGAAAAGUUGGUGAGUGAAAAUUCAAAAGAUUGGCACAAGAAGUUGUAUGAAGCUCUGUGGGCAGAUAGAACAACACCAAAAAGAACUAUUGGAAUGUCACCUUUUGAGCUUGUGUAUGGAGUUGGUGCUCAACUCUCACUUCCUCUAGAGUUAGCAGCUUCCAAAUUGCAAACAGUAGUUGAAGAUGUGUAUUUUCAGGAUGCAUUGGAGAAAAGAGUUAUGUAUUUGGCUAAGAUUGAAGAAGAAAGAGAAAAGCUGGUGGAUCAUUGCGUGAUUGCCCAAGGUUUGACAGAGGAGGAAAAUCAUAAUGAGGAUUGUGAACCUACUGUAAAUGUACUUUCAUCUGAUCCAAAUUGGGGAAGGGAUGAAGAUUCAUCCGAGGGAGAAUUUUUUUGA